This is a messenger RNA of Prunus armeniaca (apricot), 561 nucleotides long. NCBI's taxonomy places the organism in Eukaryota, Viridiplantae, Streptophyta, Magnoliopsida, Rosales, Rosaceae. The record is from the annotation of a GenBank genome assembly.
AUGCUGAGGUUGUUUGAGAAAAAAUGCCCACCAGGUGGUGAAAAUACUGUUGUUGUUUACACAACAACAUUGAGAGGAAUUAGGAAGACUUUUGAGGACUGCAACAAUGUGAGGUCCAUCAUUGAGUCACACCUUGUUCAUGUUCUCGAGCGCGACAUAUCGAUGGAUUCGGGAUUCAAGGAGGAGAUAAGGGGGCUAAUGGGGACCAAGGAUGUAAAGGUUCCACUUGUAUUUGUCAAAGGGAGGCUGAUUGGUGGAGCUGAUGAGAUUGUGAAGUUGGAAGAGGAAGGGAAGCUUGGAGUUUUGUUUGAUGGGAUUCCAACGGCACUUGUCGGGUGCCAGGGAUGUGCUGGGAUGAGGUUUGUGAUGUGCAUGGAAUGCAAUGGAAGCUGCAAGGUCUUGGAUGAGGGUCAAAAGAAGAUGGUGAAAUGUGGCAGAAGCAGAAGACAGAUUUUUAAUUCAAGAAGCAGCUUUUUUUACUUUGCGAAGUGGGGUUCUAAAGUGGGUUUUAGGCCCCCUUCUGCUGGCCUUGUAAUUCUAGAUUGCUUUUUCUCAUCCUGA